AAGUAAAAACAAAAACUUUUUUGCAGUAGCGAACGUUGCGUAGAGUGGAACGCACGUACGGAUCAAAUUCGUAACAGUUUGGACCUAAAAGGCCACGCACUGCUCCGGUGCGUCGUCGUCGUCUCGGCGGCGUCGCCCAGCAGAAGAAACCACCGUCACGUCUCUGCUUCGGAUGAUGGCCGCUGUGCUGAUUCGACACCUAACCUGUCGAUCGUGUCUCUUUCUACUAGCUUGUCUGUCUGUCGUCCUUGUACUCUCUUCGUUUUCUCUCUCUUGAGAGCUUGUACUGUACGCUUGUUUACGAAUCAGAGAUCGAGACCAGGCAGCCAUCUCGUUCAUUUGCAAACCUAACUAUAACUACCAGAUCAAAUCCAUACGGAAACUCACGGUCACGACAUAUAUAAAGUAUGCCACACACACUCGUGUCGCCCAGUAGAAGAAAGAACCAAGCACACGCGACGCGCGCUGUGCCUUCUCUCUCGCUGCUGCCGAGCUCCAGACUCCAAGGCAAAGCCUACAAACACAUGGAGCCGUCGUCAGCGGCGGCACGGUUGCUUCUGCUGGUGGCCGUGGCGGCGGUGGCCGCGGCCAGUGGCGCCACCACGGGCGCGCUGGCCGCGACGCCGUCGCCCCGCCCCAACCCCAAGCUCAGGGGCCUGCGCGUGCGCCUGACGCACGUGGACGCGCACGGCAACUACUCGAGGCUGCAGCUGCUGCAGCGGGCGGCGCGCCGGAGCCACCACCGCAUGUCGCGGCUCGUGGCGCGGGCCACCGGCGCGGCGUCGACCAGCAGCAGCAAGGCGGCCGCCGCCGGGGACGGGUCAGGAGGAAAGGACCUCCAGGUGCCUGUCCACGCGGGCAACGGCGAGUUCCUCAUGGACCUGUCGGUCGGCACGCCCGCGCUGCCGUACGCGGCCAUCGUGGACACGGGCAGCGACCUGGUGUGGACGCAGUGCAAGCCGUGCGUGGAGUGCUUCAACCAGACCACGCCCGUGUUCGACCCGGCCGCGUCCUCCACCUACGCCGCGCUGCCGUGCUCCAGCGCCUUGUGCGCCGACCUGCCCACCUCCACCUGCGCGUCCUCGUCCUCGUCGUCGUCCGCGUCCAGCCCGUGCGGCUACACCUACACCUACGGCGACGCCUCGUCGACGCAGGGCGUGCUGGCCACCGAGACCUUCACGCUGGCGAGGCAGAAGGUCCCGGGCGUCGCGUUCGGCUGCGGGGACACCAACGAGGGCGACGGCUUCACGCAGGGCGCCGGGCUCGUGGGGCUCGGCCGCGGGCCGCUCUCGCUCGUGUCCCAGCUCGGCAUCGACCGCUUCUCCUACUGCCUCACCUCCCUCGACGACGCCGCCGGCCGCAGCCCGCUCCUCCUGGGCUCCGCCGCCGGCAUCUCGGCGAGCGCCGCCACCGCGCCCGCGCAGACCACCCCGCUGGUGAAGAACCCGAGCCAGCCGUCCUUCUACUACGUGUCCCUCACGGGGCUCACCGUCGGCUCCACCAGGCUCGCGCUCCCGAGCUCGGCCUUCGCGAUCCAGGACGACGGCACGGGCGGCGUCAUCGUCGACUCCGGCACCUCCAUCACGUACCUGGAGCUGCGCGCCUACCGCGCGCUGCGGAAGGCGUUCGUGGCGCACAUGUCGCUGCCCACGGUGGACGCCUCCGAGAUCGGGCUGGACCUCUGCUUCCAGGGCCCCGCCGGGGCCGUCGACCAGGACGUGCAGGUGCAGGUGCCCAAGCUGGUGCUCCACUUCGACGGCGGCGCCGACCUCGACCUCCCCGCCGAGAACUACAUGGUGCUCGACUCCGCCUCCGGCGCGCUCUGCCUCACGGUCAUGGCGUCGCGGGGCCUCUCCAUUAUCGGCAACUUCCAGCAGCAGAACUUCCAGUUCGUGUACGACGUCGCCGGGGACACGCUCUCGUUCGCGCCCGCGGAGUGCAACAAGUUGUGACGUGUGCCGCGCCGUGCCGGGUGUACGUGUAUGCGUGUAGGCGAAGGCGAUUCGUAUUGGAUUGGAUGGGCCGGUUGGGUCUUCAUGUGACGACGCCCGGGUGGUUACCGGUCAGCGAUCAAUAUGUUGACGUGCGGAGUAUAUAUCAUGUUCAUCGUCACGCGCUGUUUUUUCAUCUUCUUUUACUGCUGGAACAAUGGUGUCCUCGCUUUAUGAUUUGGUUUGCGUCUCUUGGGCGGAGGCGGAGACCCAUUUGGUCAAUGUGAUGGCCUCAAAUUGACUUGCGAAAUCCCUGCCUUGCCAGAUAUGAGAUAUCUAUCUGCUUUGACUUUCUU
Zea mays is the source of this 2287-nucleotide messenger RNA. RefSeq names its product aspartic proteinase nepenthesin-1. Lineage: Eukaryota; Viridiplantae; Streptophyta; Magnoliopsida; Poales; Poaceae. Gene Ontology annotation, cellular component: extracellular region. Gene Ontology annotation, molecular function: aspartic-type endopeptidase activity. Gene Ontology annotation, biological process: proteolysis. The transcript has a single exon. Bases 408 to 1952 code for a protein of 514 amino acids. The record is from RefSeq and is a predicted model, not a curated record.